UUAUUCCAAUCGUAGCUGUCCAUUGAAAUUCUGUCAAAAUUUGUUUGCAUUCGAUAAUGACAUGUUGAAAUUUAUUUUCCCACGUCUUGUCAAAGGGAAAUGUGUGCAUUUUUUGAAGAAACAGUUUCACGGGAAGCAGCAAGUCUAUUACCGAAGCACAAGCUCGACAGACUCGACGGACGAGUCAAUGGUUGUGGAUCUGCCCCAGCUGGGAAAAGUGCGGGGCAAGCGGCAAUUUGGCAUUUAUGGCGAUGAGUUUUUCAGUUUCGAGGGUUUACCUUUUGCCAAACCACCGAUUGAUGAGCUGCGCUUUAAGGCUCCGCAAGUCUGCGAUGGUUGGGGAUGGGAUCAGGAAUUGGAUGCCCGCAAGGAACGUGAUAUCCCAGUGCAAGUAGAUCAAAGAACAUCUUGUGUCAUAGGCAGUGAAGACUGUUUAUAUCUUAAUGUGUAUACCAAGCAUUUUGAUAGAACGAAACCUUCUUUACCGGUGAUGGUUUUCAUUUAUGGUGGAGCAUUUCGUUCAGGAGGUGCCUCAAGGUUUAACUAUGGACCCGACUAUCUGAUGAGUAAGGAUAUUGUCUAUGUCGUGUUUAAUUAUCGCGUGUGUUCGCUGGGUUUCCUUAGUUUACCCAAUAACGACUUGAAUAUCGCCGGCGAUGCUGGACUACAGGAUCAAGUUUUGGCUUUACGUUGGAUUAAGCAGCACAUUGAACAUUUCAAUGGCGAUGCGAAUAAUAUAACAUUGUUUGGUCAGAGUGCUGGAGCUGCCUCUGUGCAUUUUAUGAUGUGUAUGCCAGAGGCGAAAGAUCUUUUUCACAAGGCUAUCAUGAUGUCAGGCAGUAUGUUGUGCCCUUGGACACAAUCGCCAGGAAAGGAUGUUUUGUUCUGUCAAUUAGCUGUGCAAGCUGGAUAUGAGGGACCCAUGACCCAAGAGGAUAUAUUGAAAUUUUUACAUUGCGUAUCUGCUGAGAAACUGGUCCAACAUGAUUUUUUCAAUUUUAGUCACAAAUGCUUCGGCUUCAUACAUCCAUUUGUGCCGAGUAUGGAGGAACGUCCGCUGCUUGAAUUAAUGCGAGAGGCAUGGUCAGUUCAAGUGCCUUUGCUUUUGGGUGGCACUUCCUUUGAGGGACUCGUGUCGUAUCCAUUGUGCAAGUCGAGUAACGGUUAUAUAAUGGAUCUUCUAAAACAAGAGCCUACAUUGGUCUUGCCCUAUGAGCUGUAUAAAACUUUAUCUCCCGAGGAGCGUGAAUGUCGAGCUGCUACUAUUGUUGAGACCCAUUACGGUCCUAGAAGCAUUGACAAAAACAAUGUGUCCCAAGUCUUGGAUCUCUUCAGCUAUAAACUUUUCUGGCAUGGGCUUCAUCGUGUGGUCCGUUCUCGUUUGGUGCAUGCCCAAGCUCCUACUUAUCUAUACCGUUUCGAUUUCGAUUCACCCACACAUAACUUUAUGCGUAUUAAACUCUGUGGCGAUGAUAUCAAACGCGGCGUUUGUCAUGCUGAUGAUUUGGGCUAUAUUUUCCACAAACAAAAUGUUAAGAAACUAUCCAGAAAUUCCCCCGAAUAUUGUACAAUACAAAGGAUGGUUAGCAUUCUGACUACAUUUGCCAGCACUGGCGAUCCAAACUGCGAGGAAACGGGCUCUGAGGCAUGGACACCAUUAACACCAAAAUUACCCUAUAGGGUUCUCAAUAUUGGACAAGAUUUGGAGCUAAAAACUCAAUGCGAACGCCAAGGAUUGGAAGUAUGGAAUCAACUUUAUGACAGCGAUAAAGCUCUUUAUGGAGGAUGAUAACAUUUUGAAAAAACAGCAAAAAUUCGAAAAAUUAACUAAUGGAAUGUAUCAAUAAAAUUUGAAUUGUUCCAAUAUA
Molecule: messenger RNA, 1868 nt
Organism: Drosophila willistoni
Lineage: Eukaryota; Metazoa; Arthropoda; Insecta; Diptera; Drosophilidae
Product: esterase B1
Exons: 3
Coding region: 62-1789 (575 amino acids)
Source: RefSeq, a predicted model, not a curated record